Messenger RNA from Gigantopelta aegis, 8201 nucleotides. Its product is annotated as cap-specific mRNA (nucleoside-2'-O-)-methyltransferase 1-like. Gene Ontology annotation, cellular component: nucleus; cytoplasm. Gene Ontology annotation, molecular function: methyltransferase cap1 activity; nucleic acid binding. The coding region runs from base 89 to 2851 and encodes 920 amino acids. Gene Ontology annotation, biological process: 7-methylguanosine mRNA capping. The record is from RefSeq and is a predicted model, not a curated record. The transcript has 22 exons. Lineage: Eukaryota; Metazoa; Mollusca; Gastropoda; Neomphalida; Peltospiridae.
UUUCGAAAGUAGGGAUAACCAAAUGUUGAUUUUAUUCUUAGAAUAUAGGUUAUAACAAACCGUAGAUUUUAUAAAUACAAGGGCUAUUAUGGAUAACCCCAAAACAAAUAAUUCAGAUUCUGAUGACGAAACUGACAGUGACAAGAGAUCAUUUGAUAGUGGAAUAUAUGAAGGAGCUUCUGCUGAAGAUGGACGUCAGACAAAGUUGACUAGUAAAGUUAGAACUAGAUUAAUCCUUGGAAAGAGGUCCUAUCAACCUGUUGAUAUUGGUUAUAAUGCAAAACAUGGUGAAGAAGUGUAUCCAACACAACCUCAUGUGAAGUAUAUAAAAGCUGAACCUGGUUCUGUAAAGCAGUCAACUGGCACAAUGGAGCCCCCUCAUAUUGGUUUUGGUGGACAAGCAGUGUCACAGAUAAAGUGUUUUAAAACUGAAGCUGGAUCUGUGAAUACGAGUUUACUCCACGGAAAACAGGCAUUUAAAAGUGUGCCACCUCCUGAUAAUGGUUUUAAUGAAAAACUUGAAGAUCAAGAUGAAGGGGAUUUGAUGGCGCCUCAUGCCAAGUAUAUUAAGACAAACAGUGAUGCAAGACCAGCUGAAGCCAGUUCUGUUGUCGGACGGAUGAUGGCUAAGAUGGGGUACAAAGAAGGAAAAGGAUUGGGAAAGUUUGGUCAAGGUCGUGUUCAGAUUGUGGAAGCCUCUAAACACCGAGGGCGACGAGGUCUUGGUAUGAAACUUGAGGGUUUAGAAGCCACAGAUGUCGAGUGGAACUUUGCAAUGGAAGAGGUAGCAGUGGAUGAGGAGGUUGAAUGGCUUCCACCAUGCGAUCUACCUGUGCCAUCUCUUGAGGAAAUGUUGACUUGGAAAGUUAUUGGCCCUAAGAAGAGAACAAUAGAUGAUGAAGAUAAAUUUUGUCCUUCUAAGCUAGUGAAGCUUAUUUUAAACUCUAAGAAUGUUUUUGAUCAACUGGAGCCUGAGGAAAUGCGCCGAGCAAGAACUCGAUCCAAUCCAUAUGAAACCAUCCGAGGAGUUUUCUUCUUAAACAGAGCUGCAAUGAAAUUAGCAAACAUUGAUGCUGUUCUUGAUUUUAUGUUCACAAAUCCUAGAGACUCAAACGGUCAUCCGGUUGUGGGCAAUAAUGACCUGCUCUAUUUUGCUGAUAUUUGUGCGGGCCCAGGUGGUUUCAGCGAGUACGUUCUGUGGAGAACCAAGGGCGACUCCAAGGGAUUUGGGUUCACUCUUAAAGGCAACUGCGACUUCAAACUGGAAGAUUUUUUUGCAGGUCCUUCGGAAAUGUUUGAGCCUCAUUAUGGAGUAGGUGGGCUUGAAGGUGACGGAGAUAUUUUCAAUCGAGUCAAUCAAGAAGCAUUUACUAAGUUUGUGCUGGAUCAGACCGAUGGCAAAGGCGUUCACUUUGUUAUGGCAGAUGGAGGUUUUUCAGUGGAGGGUCAGGAAAACAUCCAGGAGAUUCUGUCGAAACAGCUGUAUCUGUGUCAGUUCCUGGUGGCUAUGGCUAUUCUCCGAGAUGGAGGUAAUUUUGUCUGCAAGUUGUUUGAUCUCUUUACUCCAUUCAGUGUUGGCCUUGUGUAUUUGAUGCAUCGUGCAUUUCACAAAAUAACCAUUUUUAAUCCAGUGACCAGCCGACCAGCCAACUCAGAAAGGUACAUAAUUUGCAAGGGAAAGAGAUCAGACAGUUUGCCCGUUUUGCAGUACAUGCGCAGCAUCAAUGAAGACCUGUGUAAACUGCUGGUGUCCACGUCUACUAAAGAUGUCAAUGAAAUAGUCCCACUACAAGCACUUCAGAACGACGAACAGUUCUUUCAGUACAUCAAGGAUUCAAAUGAAAUAAUUGGCAGGAAUCAGGUCAUCAACUUGAAAAAGAUUCAAGUAUUUACUCAAAAUGCAAAUUUGUAUGAAGAAAGACAAGCAGAUAUCAGAAAACAGUGUCUCGAAAAAUGGAAGGUCCCUGAUGAAUUCAGAAAAGCUCCACCUAGAAGAGAACCACAAAAGAGAUUUGAGCAUUUAAUUGGAACUGACGCAAAGGAUUACUUCAGUCACACUCCACAACUUCUGACCACAGAAACCCUGCACUCCAUUCACAGUAUCUAUGACUACAUGUGCAUUGUAACAGGAGACAGCAAAAGAUGCUAUCUGCUUGGUCUCGGGAAAUUAAAUGUGUUCAAGUGGGAUGGAAGACAGAAAAGCAAGUGGGUGAAACUUGAUGAUAAUCUCCAUGUUGAGUUGCCAACAGAUACACUGCUUGAGGUGGAGGUUGUGCAAGAACUCAGAGGGGAGGGAAGAGGUCAAAGAAGACAGAAAACCAUUCAUGUUUUGGAUGCUUUGUUUCUUUGUGGAAAAGAUGUAAGGAUGAAACAUUUCAAAGAAAGACGUGAAAAGUUACAGAAGUUUGUGAAAGCAAUCAGAAAACCAACUCGUUCUGACUUGACCCCAGUCAGUCUACCUGAGGCCAUUCGGUUGGAACAUAUUGAACAGGUUUUUCAAAGACUAGAUAUGAAGGUGGUGAAAGGCUCACAUAUGCCACGACUCUGUUAUGAAACAAACGAAGGCAACUAUUUUCAUCCCACCGGAGUGUAUCUGAUCAAGACUGUUAAAGAUCCAUACAUGAUGGCAUUUAGCAAGUCUUCACAGAAGAAGUAUUGGUACCAUACAAUAAAUAAAACAUCAACAUUUGAAUGUUACCAGGACGUUAUUGCUUCAGUCAGAGAUGGAAAGCUCCAGAGUCUCCAGUGGGUUUGGGAGGAUGGGGUCAAAGUUCAUGACAGCCAGUCAGAGGGAGAUCCUACAAAAUUGUCUCGAGACGCCUUAUUAAACUUUGUAUCUAAACGAAGGUGAUACAAGGAUUCAUGUCAGUGGCUGCAUAAACAUCAUGGUUGUAGUUUAGCACUAAAGCAACCACCAAGCUCAGCAUCAGGUGAUGGAGGGUUGACAAAGUCAUAAGGAUGACUCCUACAUCCUAAGUAUCUUUAGUCCAUCAUCUGGGUGUGGUAUGAAAACUUGGCUGUUGUUUGCCAUUACUAGAACAUGUGCUUGACUUAUAUGGUAAUCCAUUUUGUUGAGUACAAAAUGGACUCGGAGCCAAAUUCACAAAACAUUGUAACAUUAUAUUAAUUUUACAGUUGGCAGUCAUAGGUUACUGGUUUUACAGGUAUAUUUUGUGAGUUAUGUGAAUAUGGUAGUUGAGUCGCAGUAAGGACAAAAGAAAGUGAUUUAUUUAUAUUUUGAAUUAUAUUGUUUGUAAUUAUAACAAUAGGUUUGUUGCUGUAAAUUUACUUUUAUGUGCACAGCUAGGCUCCUAAAUCUACCACUGAAAAACCAAUCUUAAAAUUACAGUGAGUUGUUUACAUAAAUCAUUUUCUUUUGUCUUUACAGCAAUCUAUAUUGUAUUUUUGCCUGAAAUAGAUACCAAAAACAUAGAUAUACUGCUGCUAACCAUAAGGUUAUUGGUAAAAUUUAGAUCAUAGAUGUCUGUUUUUCUUAAAUGCAGGUUUUUAAGCAUUGUAAAUAUAUGCAGUAAUCAUGUGCAAGACAAUAACAAGUCCUGUAAAAUUAAGUUUUGUGAAAUUGACCUUGGAACUGUGUACUAACUGAAGUGUUGUCUAGGAGAGACAAUCUCAGAAGUAUACAACAGUGAAAUGUAAGACUUUUUCAGUUGUCUGCUUCUUAAUGACUAGCCCUGUGAAAGACGUUUUUAAUUUACUGGUUAUACUUAGCCAGUAAUGUGUUUAAAGUUGAUUAUUGUGACCUCAAUAACCUAGACUAUGUGGUUACUGUGAACAACAUGCAGCACAAUUAGCAAUGAUGGGGUCGAAAUUGGCUGAAAUUCCUAUCUGACAUUCAGUCCGGCAACCUAUAAAUUCUGCAGGCCCAUAUCAAAAUCUGCCAGAACAAAUACAAUUAUUUAUAGAAAAAAACAAAAACAGUUUUAUAUUUUGAUGUAGAUAUAUAUUUUUGCACAAACUAUUGUGCGAGUAUAAAUGCAAAAUAAUUGCUAAUCCGACAAGAUGGCAGGGAAAAAGAAUCUCCCAGCCUAUGAUGAUGUCGACUGGCAAAAAUGGUCAGAUGGCAGUAUUUCCACCCCUGCAUUGUUAUUUCAGUUUUGUUUUUACAGUUUCUUGUGGAGUGAUAAAACCACUAUAGUCAUUACAGUAAAUGGGCAUAUUUAAAAUGUCACCAUGAGAAGAUCUGUGCCACAAUUUAUUAUGUGGGAGGGUGCAUUUAUAUAUAUACUCACGGAAAAAAGUUCCUGUGCAUCAUUAAAAUUUUAGUAGGACUUAUAUUUUUAAAAUUUAAAAUAUUGUGAUUUACAUAGAUGUACUAUUUAUCUGUUAAAAGUAUGGUGAUCCUCUCCUGCCUUCUGAACCUGAAGUACUGUCGACACAAUGUUUGGUGCGCCGUCGGUGAUGAUGUAACAGAACAACGUACUGAUGUACGGACAUGGUCGUACUUUGUUAUCACAUAAUCGGUUGCAUUCAGUUCAUCCACUAAUUGGCCUUAACUUAGAGAUGCAUUAGGAUGUUAAACGUAUCAUUUCCAAAUGAUUCCAUAUACUGACGAUUUGCUGACGUGGCAUCACGUGUCGACUCCCUAAACAUGGAAGAUCCCUAGUACCCCUAAACUGUCGAGAACAUCUCCGCAGAUAUUGCAUAGUGUUCUGAUGAACACCAAUGAAUACCAAAAUUACUAGCAACAGCGUUUGUGUGUUCUAACCUCAAUCAUACCCAUCAUUCGAAGGAGUCCAUUUUCUGGGAGGCGUGGCAUCACACUGACGGCGAUCAGAUACCAACACAAAUAUUUUUUCUGAGUGAUGAGAAUCCAUACAAUAGUUUUAAAGUCCAAUGAUAAGAAAAAUGACGUCAAACAGGAGCAUGUGACCAAGAAUGCUAGUAAUACAAUGUGUGAUCACAAAGUAUGAAUAGUUCGUGCAAUUGACAGGACACCGCUGGAAUAUCGACGGGAGUGAUUACACGUUCAGUUACUGAAAUUUUUAUAACCAGAUUUCAAGUAAAUUAUAUUCUAUAUGCAAUCAUUUGGUGCACAGUAACUUUUUUCCGCGAGUAUAUAUAUAUAUACCCACCACCCAUAAAAUAAAAUUUUAUUUGAACCAUGUUUGUACGAGAGAAACAAUGCACAGACCCACCAGGCAUAAAAUAAUAUUUUACAUUACAUUUGACACCCCUUCCCCAGUAAUCAGUUUUGGAACAGCCCUGCUGUUCUUUCCGAUGAUUAAUAAAUCAAUGUGCUCUAGUGGUGGUGUUAAACAAAACAUACUUUCUUUCCUGUUGUUCUUUGUGCCCGUAAAAAGGUUUACACAAACAGAAAGGAGUGGUUGCUUUUAUUUGUUAAUUUAGUUUUUGAAAUUACUUUCAUGUUAUACAGAAUAUCAUGUUCAUCUUUAUUCCAGAUCAUUUUGUUAAUAAAGGCAGAACAUGCUUUUUGAUUUGGUCAGAGAAAGAUAAAAUGAAGGAUAUAAUCAUAUAUUGACUUUUAUGGUGUAAAUAUAUUUGUAGGUGAGCUACAUUUUGUGUUUUAAAAGUUUUGUGAAAAAGUAAAGUUCUUAUUCUUGUUUGAAUUACUGAUGAAAUAUUUUAAACCUAUUUAAUUUUUUAUAUCAUGUUUGAACAUUAAAAACAAGCAUUCUGAGAGUACUGCUAAAUCAAUACAUGCCCCAACUGGCCCUACAAAUUUUACAUUUCUCAGAGGGUGAUAGACUUAGUACAUUUGUACCAUUACUCUCUCAGAAGUGUUAUAAAUUAUACUAAUUGCAUCAUUGCAAAGUUAUGGUGCACAACCAGUUGUUCUGUUAAAAGGGGGCCAAACUUUAUGAAACACAAACUUGAUCUGUAGCUCUAUAUGAUAAAGCUAUACACAAAAUGUAAGUUCAUUAUCUUGAAGCAUUGCAAAGAAAAGUCCUGAAAACUGAUGUGAUAUUUUCUAAAUUCAAGGGCCAUAUCUUUAUCACAAAUGGUUAAAAGCCCAUGAAAUUUAAACUUUACAUGAUAAAGGUAUGUGCAAAAACAUUCAACUAAAUAUUGUGAUGUAUUGCAAUGCAAAGAUCAGAAGAAAGUGAUGGUUAUAUCUCCUACAUUCAAGAGCCAUAUGUCCUGGACAAUGAUUCCCUAUAAGGUUAGUAAUGAUUACAUAAAAAGUAAGUUGUGGUGACCUAGUUAUAGUACGCAACACACUGCCAUCCCAAGUUGUUAUUGCAUGCAAGGUUUGAUGAUCCUAUAUGAAUUGAUAAGUAUUUUCUUUAAUGUCCAAUAAAUGUAUGAAAGUAGGUCAAGGUGACCUAGUUAUGGUUCAUAACACCACCAUCCCAAGUUGUAUAUGCAUACACGUUUUGAAUUGAUAAAAAAGAUAUGUCCUAGAAUCAAAACAUUUACAGAUGGAUGGACAAUGCCUUAUCAUAAUAUGACUCAUCAAAGACAGGCAUAUAAAACUGGUGACAUCCCCAUGAAACUUGAACUCGAACUCUACAUGAUAAACAGAUACAUAAACUAUAAACAGAAACUAUAUGCUGGACAGACAGACAUGAAUAAAAUAUGUAGUCCCCUCCAGGUUGGAAUGGCAGUGGACUAAUAAAUAGGAAAAGGAAAGAAAUGUAAUUGCCCUUUGUUACACAGAAAUGCAUUGAAUGUUUCAAAUUGUUAUUAGUGCUAAAACUGUAUAUAAUUACAAUUAUAUUUGACAAAUAUUUGUCCAGUGUUGAUUACUUCAAAAUGUAGAUGCGAUUAUUAAAAUGUUUUAUGAAGUUAACACAUUUGAUGUUUCUGAAAUACUUGUGAGUUUAUCCUAUAGGAAUUUCAAAAUGUGAUUACAUAUUUGUUUAUUGUGUAAUUAAUUAUACCAAUUUAGCUUGUUCUGAGCAAAUCAGUUUAGUUCCAAAUAUGUGUGUUAAUUACAUGAUCCAGGGAUCAAUUUCACAAAACAUCUUAAGCCUAGUUUUACACCUGAACAUAAAUUUACGACUAAAACCACAAUUCUUAUUACUUUUAUAAUACAAUAAAUAUAUUUAGAAGUACACAUAUUUCAUGUUCUUAAAAUGCUCCAUUUUUCAUAAUUCUGUAAUUUUGUGUGUGAAAUAAAUGCCAAACACAUGUAAAUGUAUGACUGGUAUAACUGCUAAUCGCAGACGUAAACUUACGAUGUUUUGUGAAAUUGGCUCCAGAUGUGUUAGUCAAACCUUUUCUAACAGCCACCUGUAUUAAGAAAACACAUUUUUAUUCCCCAAAAUCAUCUACUCUAGUAUAAACUGUUGUGUUCAGCAGCCAUCAGUCUUAAAAGGCCACUUUUUGAUAUUCCAUUUGGUGGCUGCUUAAAACAGGUUUGACCUUUCAACAAAUUACAAAAAAAGAAUUGUUUUUUCCCUGUUGAUGCAUAAACAGGUAGUGUAAAUACAUUAGACUAGGAGGAAAAGGAAGUGUGUGGUAGUAUCCAGUUAUAAGCAUUCUCGUAUGGCGCAAUGUUCACACUGUAAGAUUUUUAUCCUUCAUAUGGGCCCCCUUACUUACCAUUUGUGACACCCAAUAGCCGAUGUGUAUUUUUGUGCUGGGGUGUUGUUAAACAUUCAUUCAUUCAUAUGGGCCCCAAGUCAUAUCUUUCUUUGAAAACCAUUUUUUGUCAGUAUCAUGCCUGUUUAGAUCAUCAAGGCAUAAAAAAAGGUGUUUCCUGGAACCUGGACUUAGAAAAAAUGGCCAAUCCUGUUUUCCUCAAUGUUUCAAUGUAUUAUUAGUCCCCUACCAGUCCAACUAGAGGGAAUAUAGGUUUGUUUUCAUUUCGGGAAUUCAUAUGUCCCACAUAUAGUUUUCAGCAUUUUUUUUUCAUAAUGCCUCAAGAUAUUAUAUGAAAUGUUUUUAAUAGCUUCAUCAUUUCGAGAACUUAGGAGAUAGAAAAUGUAACUCAGAAUGCUUUGAGGGUUUUGGGGUGGGGUUUUUUUAAUAUGUAGGUAAAAAGAGUAAAAAUGUAGUUAAAUAAUAAAUACCUUUUCAUUAAAAGCUGACCAUACCUAAAUUUUUUCCAGCAUGUCACCGAUAACACACAAUUUGUUUUUAGGCCUAAGUUUUAUAAUUCCUUCUUUAGCAUCAUGUCAGAAUGUAUUGUUCAUACAUAAUUCACAUUGUAUUUACUUUAAUAAAAAAUCUGAUCAUAUUGAUAUUGUAAUGUAUUUCAUUAAAUUUUGAUAAAG